Messenger RNA from Jaminaea rosea, 1410 nucleotides. RefSeq names its product APH-domain-containing protein. The record is from RefSeq and is a predicted model, not a curated record. The transcript has 3 exons. The coding region runs from base 73 to 1335 and encodes 420 amino acids. NCBI's taxonomy places the organism in Eukaryota, Fungi, Basidiomycota, Exobasidiomycetes, Microstromatales.
CGAUUGCCGAUUGUGGGGUAUCAGUGGGGAACGAGUUUCUUUCAUCACAUCCAACUGGUAUUCAACAAGAAGAUGGCGGGCCAAGAUGAGCAGUCGAAAGGCAAGAAGAUCGGUCAGGAGUAUGGCGAGGUCAGACAGGCCGUCGAUUUGGACAAGCUGAAUGCGUAUUUGAAAGAGAGUGUUCCCGCCAUCAAAGCCCCAGUAGAGGUCAAACAAUUCUCCUUUGGCCAGUCCAAUCCAACCUAUAUCCUUACCGACUCCAAUCGCUCACGGUACGUCCUCCGCAAGAAGCCUCCCGGAGACCUCCUCUCCCCGACAGCCCACGCCGUAGAGCGCGAGUACCGUAUUCUCGACUGCUUGAACAAGUUCAAUCGCACACUUGACGCAUCGCAGUAUGGUGGCGACCACAAGAAGCAUCCAGACGCUGUGCCCGUGCCGCAGGUCUACUGCUUGUGCGAGGACAAGAGCGUCGUGGGCACCAACUUCUACAUCAUGGAAUUCGUCGAGGGACGAAUCUUCACAGACGUGCGAAUGCUGGACAUUCCAAAGGAGCAGCGCUUGAAGUGUUGGGACUCGGCCCUCAGCACUUUGGCAGCAAUGCAUCGUAUCCGGCCAAACGAGAUCGGGUUGGAGGGAUACGGCAAGCCUGCGGACUUCUAUCCUAGGCAGCUGAAAGCGCUGGGAACCAUCUCGCACUUGCAGGCAAAGACCAAGGACAAGGAGACGGGCAAGGAGGUCGGAGAAGUCCCAGGAUUCCACGAUCUGGUGGGAUUCUUCAAGGCGAAUCUGCCCAAGGACGAGAACACGAUUUGUCAUGGGGAUUAUAAGAUUGACAACCUGAUCUUCCACCCGACCGAGCCGCGCAUCAUUGGCGUCCUCGACUGGGAGCUCUCCACGCUCGGCCAUCCCCUCUCCGACCUAGCCAACCUGAUGCAGCCCUUCAGCCUGGACUGCCCGCACCCAGACCGGAUCAACGACCCCGCCGAGCUGCAGCGCUCCCUGGAGCGAGGCGAGAUGUAUAUGCUCCUCGGCGGUCUCUCACCCCAGCAAUCCCCUGCACCACAAAAGGAGGAUUUGCUCAAGGCGUACGUCCGCUACGCUAAGCGGGACCAGUACCCUAUCCCAAAUUGGGCUACGUGCGAGGCAUGGGCCUGGUUCAGGAAUGCGGUCAUUAGUCAAGGCAUCGCGGCGAGGGUCGCACAGAAGCAAGCGUCGAGCGCGCAGGCCAAGAUGUAUGCUACCAAGUUUCCUGCGGCUAGUGAGGCGGUCAAGUCGAUCAUUAGGAGGAGUGGAGCUAAGCUGCCUGGCGAUGGAGGGGAAAAGGCGAAGCUGUAGCUUCGGAGGCGCAUGGGAGUGGUAUGUAUGCUUGUUUCCUAUUGCAUCGCUGUAAUGAGAUGGAGUGACGAUGCG